Culex pipiens pallens (northern house mosquito) is the source of this 2239-nucleotide messenger RNA. RefSeq lists its product as uncharacterized. Bases 169 to 2037 code for a protein of 622 amino acids. The record is from RefSeq and is a predicted model, not a curated record. The transcript has 4 exons. Lineage: Eukaryota; Metazoa; Arthropoda; Insecta; Diptera; Culicidae.
UCGCCUUUCCAGCUCAGUCUGCCGCGAGCUACCUAACCCUAAGAAGUUGAAAUCAUUUGUUGAUUUUUAUUUGGGGAAAAUAUCAAUUUAAUAUCUAAUCGGUAUGAAUUAAGCUACGAUCGCUGGUUGAGAUCAUUUGUACUUCUGCUAAGUCAAAUCUUCAACAAAAUGUGUUCGAUUAAGUCGGUUGGAUUUCUUCUAAUCGCACUGGUGACGAUCGUCAGCUGCCAGCUGGACGAAGGUAGCGGUGACCAGGACGAAACCGUGGUCACCGGCGAUGACGCGGUGACACCGUCCUUGAUCGAUGACUACGUCAACUGUCCACCCGGGAUGGACCCGGAGAAGACGAUGAAUGGGGACGCGGAGAAUGACUACGACGAUUACUACGAUGACGCGUUCCAGGUGCCGAAGGUUUCCGAAGGGGAGAACUACACGGUGGAGAAUGUUUCCGUGGUGUUGGUGGGGGAAGAUUCGCUGACGACGUUGGCUGUGGGGGAUGAGGAUGGUGUGGUUGUUGGGUCUAUUGAGAGUGUGGUUGAUGAUGACGAUGAGGACGUUGUGGAAGAUUCUGGAGAGGAUAACUUGGUCGAACAAUCGGAUGAGGAGUUGUUGAACGACUACCCGGUGAAGUUGAUCAAGUCUCCGAAGAUCUACAACGUACCGGACACUGAGACUUUGGAGGCCAAGUUUGCGGCUUAUAAGAAGGAGCAUUCCGAGGAGGUUGAACUUGUAUCGCCUGGGUAUCCUCAGCCUUAUCCGGAUAUUGUUGAUGAAGGUUAUCAGGAGUUUAACGUUUCCGAAGGGAUUGGUGUUCAGGUAACGAUCCACGAGCUCGAUCUGGAUCCUACCAGUGACUUCUUGCACAUUCGGGGUGGAACAGUGAACGAUACCGAUGAAAAGGGACCGAUAUUUACUGGGAAGAUUGAUGAGCCGGUGCGUUUUUUGAUCGCCCAUACGACGACCUUCUCGGUGAGGUUUUUGUCUCAGCAUGAGGCGGGUUCGGAGCCUCACGAUUAUCGAGGGUUCCGGUUGACGUACGCACCGUUCGGCACCAAGAUAGAACCGACUACGACUACCACUACGGAGCCACCGGUUCCACAGGAGGAGUACCAGUGGAUCCGGAAGGAGAUAUCCGUCACUAAGGCAAUGAUGCAAGCCUUGGAUACGUGGGCAAAGGUUCGGGUGGAGCUGUCCAAUGCUACGAAUCUGUUUGUGGAGGAGCACAAGCUCAAGUACAGGCCGAGCAAGCCCGAGGACAUCCGAAUCGUAGCCCAGAAGUGUCCGGACACGUGGCCCAACUACGAGGAGUGUGUAACGCUCCGCUUCGCCGUACCCCUCCGUCCCGAACCCGUCGAAGAAGAUCAAUCCCCGCAAGGACUCAACGGACUCUUCGGCAAGAGCUACAUCUCGGUCUCCACAACCGAACCUCCCAAGCAGGAGUACCAGCUGUCCGAGGCGAACCUGGAGCGCAUGUGGAACGAUUACGGCGCGAUGGCGCUGGCCCAGAUCGGAAUCGAAGCGUACAAGAUGCCUGAAAACUCGCAAGUCCUCCUGAUCUGGAUCGCGAUCAGCUUGUGCAUCGUGGCGGCCUUCAUCUUCGUGCUGUACAGCAUCUGGAAGAUCGACUUCUUCAAGGACUACCGGCGCAUCUCCAAAAUGAGCCGCGAGCAGCCGGAUGAUGACCGGAACGAGCUGAAGAAGAAGGAGUUUGACAUCUCGAUGUUCCCGUCGCCACACCAGAUCGUGCCGAGCUUCUUCCCUACCGGAGAUCCGUACAGCGAGCGUGCCGAUGGACAAUACGCUUACGACAACUCCACGAUGAACCCGUUCGCGGAGGAAGCCUUCGAGGUCCGCCAAUCCCCAAAGCCUCGUCCCAAGCAGCAGGUCUUCGAACCACUCUCCCCGACUGACUAUUCCCCAAGUAUCGUAGAUUUCAACGAGCUCCCGGAAACCAGAUCGCCCAGAAGAAGCCGGAAUAAUCCCUUUCUGCCGGCAAGCAACGGCGGUGGCUUCAAUCAGGCCGGACCGAGACCGUAAAAUCGGUUGGCAAGUUAAUUAAAAGCCGUUUCUUAGCGUACUUUAGUGGGUCGAACCGCCGACGCUAAACGGAUGGGAAAGUUGUUUGUGUGUGUAAUAAGUAUUCGGCUUAACGUAAAGGCAACAUUUGAUAUAUAAAACAAUAAAAAGUCGCUCAAUUUGUGCGUAAGUGGACACCAUAAUGGAUUGAGGGGAACACUGA